Messenger RNA from Papaver somniferum (opium poppy), 1280 nucleotides. Its product is annotated as RING-H2 finger protein ATL52-like. Gene Ontology annotation, molecular function: transferase activity. Bases 282 to 1088 code for a protein of 268 amino acids. The transcript has a single exon. The record is from RefSeq and is a predicted model, not a curated record. NCBI's taxonomy places the organism in Eukaryota, Viridiplantae, Streptophyta, Magnoliopsida, Ranunculales, Papaveraceae. Gene Ontology annotation, biological process: protein ubiquitination.
AACUAGAAACACUGUACAUGAUAUUUAAAAAAGAAAAGAAAUUAGAAGAAUAUAAAUUUUGAUAAGUAGGCUGAGUGAAUAAAUCUUUGUAGGCCAAGCAAGUAAGGUAUAAAUCUAACAAGAAUCAGAAUUCGAUCUCCAGUAUAAAUUUUGCAGCUCAGCAGAUUUAGGGAGAAAACCCCAAUUGAGCUGGCAGUCUAUUUUCUAUCAUUUUUUCUCUAUCUAAUAAAACACCAGUUCAACCUCUUCUUAUGUAGUCUUGUUUGUGAGUCAGAAAAGAAAUGGGAGAAUGGGAAAAUAUGAAACCUUCAGAUCAAACUUCACAACUAGUAUUCAAACCACUAAUGAUUUCUAUGGUUGGAAUAGCAUUCACAGCUCUAGCAAUCGUGACAUACCAGUUCAUUAUAACCAAGUACUGUGUACGAAGACGCGAAUCGAUGAUAGAAAGAAAUGAAUUAAGAAGUCAUCAAGCUAUGGUUAAUCGCGGUGUUGACGAAAACGUACUUAAAGCUAUUCCGAUUAUAACUUAUCAUCAUCAACAACAACAACAAAGUAGAGAUGAAGAAGAAGAAGUCUUUUGUGUGGAUCAAACUGAGUGUUCUGUUUGUUUAGGUGAUUUACAAGAAGGUGAUAUGCUAAGAUUAUUACCUAACUGUAAACAUGUUUUUCAUGUUCCUUGUAUUGAUCAAUGGUGGUUAACUCAUUCUACUUGUCCGAUAUGUCGUUCCCCUGUCACGGGACGGAACGAUGACUCCGUAUGUCUUCAAAUACAAGACGAAGGAGAUGAAGAAGGUCUAGUUAGUAAUCAACAUAAUCAACAACAACAACAUAACUGCGGCGAAGAGACUAAUAAUAAUGAAGGUGGGAAUUCUUCUAUAAUGGUAGGUUCAAAACUUAGACAUUGUGUGUCACUUAUAUGGCCGGCUAAUUAUGAUGAUGAGGUUAGAAAACAACAAUCUCUGCCUAAAACUGUUUUAUUAAAGAGAUCCAUGUCUGUGGAUUGUUCUUUUGUUUGCAUUAAAAUACAACCGAGAACCGAUUCAUCUUCUUCGUCAUCGUCAUCUUCGGGGAAGACUACUUCAAAGUAAUUAGUCAUCGAUACCGGUAGUACCUAGAGGGUUCAUAAAUCACGAUCAUUGAUCGAUUAUGAUAUUGAGAAUGAUAAGUUGAAUUUACCCUGUUGAAUUGGUAACAAAUUACACAAGUAAGAACAGGUUUUUGUGUAUAACAAGAUAUUACAAAAGUUAAUCAUCAUAUUCUUUAAUCUUUCUUUCGAGUCA